AUGCCUGUAGAUCAAGAAAAAUUAGCGAAACUUCAAAAAUUGUCAGCAACCAACAAAGUUGGUGGUACUAGGAGGAAAAUAAAUAAGAAAGGUAAUCUAUUUAGCAAUAACGACAAAGAUGAUAGCAGAUUACAAACGGAAAUACACAAACUACAUCCGUUGACUAUUGAAAAUGUUGCCGAAGCAAACUUCUUCAGAAAAAACGGGAAGGUUUUACAUUUUAGCAAUACCGUUGUUGAAAUUGCGCCUCAAUGUAAUGUUACAAUGAUUCAUGGCCAACCAAAAGAGAAUACAAUUAAUGGGUUGUACCCUAGUAUAGCCUCUCAGUUAGGUAGCCAAGAGCUUGAUUAUCUAACAGAUCUAGCUCACAAGCUAGAAAAUGAGCAGACAAAUCUCGACCAAUUAGUUGACAAUGGUACCGAAACAAAUGGGCAAACGACAAAUGGUUAG
Molecule: messenger RNA, 450 nt
Organism: Saccharomyces eubayanus
Lineage: Eukaryota; Fungi; Ascomycota; Saccharomycetes; Saccharomycetales; Saccharomycetaceae
Gene: BTT1
Product: CCR4-NOT core subunit BTT1
Exons: 1
Coding region: 1-450 (149 amino acids)
Cellular component (GO): nascent polypeptide-associated complex; cytosol
Source: RefSeq, a predicted model, not a curated record